AAAUGGAUGUGUUUGUCGCCUCAUUUAAAAUCAAAAAGUAAACCUUGUUUAAAAUUAAGAGGUUUUUUGACAAAAUUUGAACUAGUGAAUUUUACAGUUUAAAUUCAUAAAUUAAGUUCACACAAUGAGUUUACAACAGGAAUUAGUACUACCAAAGGAAGUGAGAGUAUCAAAAUGGUACUUCGGCGGAUUUUCGUCAGCUGGAGCAGCUUGUGUCACUCAUCCAUUAGAUCUACUGAAAGUUCAAAUGCAAACCCAAAAGGGAAAAAACAUUUCAAUGUUUCAACUUGUUGGGAUAGUCAUCAGAAAUGAAGGUAUCAUGGGUCUGUAUAAUGGUAUAUCAGCCUCCUUGCUAAGACAGUUAACAUAUUCAACAGCAAGAUUUGGAAUAUAUGAAAUGGCUAAACAACAGCUUACACCCAAAGAUGGUCGGCCUAUUCCAUUUUACAUGUCUGCAUUUAUAGCUGGGUUAGGUGGACUUGCUGGUGGGUUUGUGGGAAACCCUGCAGAUUUGGUGAAUGUGCGAAUGCAAAAUGAUAUGAAACUUCCACCUGAGCAAAGAAGGAACUACAAAAACGCUGUGCAUGGAUUAUGGAGAGUAGCCGCAACUGAAGGUAUAACACGACUUUGGGCAGGAGCCAGUAUGACCUGCAGCCGAGCAGCUCUAAUGACAAUAGGGCAACUGGCAUUCUAUGAUCAAAUCAAGAUAGUACUUCUAUCCACUUCAUUUUUCCAUGACAAUGUUGUGACUCAUGUUACAUCAAGUUUAUUAGCAGGAGGUGUAGCAACCACUAUGACUCAACCCGUGGACGUCUUGAAAACGCGUGCAAUGAACGCGAAACCUGGUGAAUUCAGGGGUAUCUUACAUCUUAUCACCAGCACUGCUAAGGAAGGACCGCUUGCAUUCUUUAAAGGAUACAUUCCAGCAUUUGUUAGGCUUGCACCUCACACUAUAUUAACAUUCGUAUUUUUAGAACAACUUAGAAUGAAUUAUGGUUCUAUCAAAUGUUAAUAAUUUUAAGAAAGAAUAUUUUAGGACAAAUGUACUUUUACAUAAUUUUGUAGAGGUUUUAGAUGAUGUGGUGUAUUGGACUAGAUUUUUAGAUGCAUUUAGUACUUCAAUAUAAUUCGCACAUCUGAUCCUAUAGAAUGCCGACAUUUGUAUCAUAAUAAUCAGACUUCAAUGUACAUUUUGUAC
Messenger RNA from Spodoptera exigua (beet armyworm), 1198 nucleotides. The record is from the annotation of a GenBank genome assembly. NCBI's taxonomy places the organism in Eukaryota, Metazoa, Arthropoda, Insecta, Lepidoptera, Noctuidae.